CAGCGCGGGCGCGAGCUCCCGGGGCUUCGGGUGGGCGGCGGCGGCGGCGGCGGCGGCAGCGAAGUCCCGCGCAGGCUGGAGGCCGCCGAGGCUCGCCAUGCCGGGAGGACUCUAGCUCCCCCAUGGAGUCAGCCGACUUCUACGAGGCGGAGCCGCGGCCCCCGAUGAGCAGCAACCUCCAGAGCCCCCCGCACGCGCCCAGCAGCGCCGCCUUCGGCUUUCCCCGAGGCACGGGCCCCGCGCAGCCCCUUGCCCCACCUGCCGCCCCCGAGCCGCUGGGCGGCAUCUGCGAACACGAGACGUCUAUCGACAUCAGUGCCUACAUCGACCCGGCCGCCUUUAACGACGAGUUCCUGGCCGACCUGUUCCAGCACAGCCGGCAGCAGGAGAAGGCCAAGGCGGCCGUGGCCCCAGCGGGCGGCGGCGGCGACUUCGACUACCCCGGCGCCCCCGCCGGCUCCGGCGGCGCCGUCAUGCCCGGGGGGGCGCACGGUCCCCUUCCUGGCUACGGCUGCGCGGCGGCCGGCUACCUGGACGGCAGGCUGGAACCUCUGUACGAGCGCGUCGGGGCGCCGGCGCUGCGACCGCUGGUGAUCAAGCAGGAGCCGCGCGAGGAGGACGAGGCGAAGCAGCUGGCGCUGGCCGGCCUCUUCCCCUACCAGCCGCCGCCGCCGCCGCCGCACCCGCACGGGCACCCGCACCCGCCGUCCGCUCACCUGGCCGCCCCGCACCUGCAGUUCCAGAUCGCGCAUUGCGGCCAGACCACCAUGCACCUGCAGCCCGGCCACCCCACGCCGCCGCCCACGCCGGUGCCCAGCCCGCACCCAGCGCCUGCGCUCGGCGCCGCCGGCCUGCCGGGCCCAGGCGGCACGCUCAAGGGGCUGGCGGCCGCGCACCCAGACCUCCGCGGGGGCGGCGGCGGCGGCGGCGGAGGCGGCGCGGGCAAGGCGAAGAAGUCGGUGGACAAGAACAGCAACGAAUACCGGGUGCGGCGCGAGCGCAACAACAUCGCGGUGCGCAAGAGCCGCGACAAGGCCAAGCAGCGCAACGUGGAGACGCAGCAGAAGGUGCUGGAGCUGACCAGUGACAAUGACCGCCUGCGCAAGCGGGUGGAACAACUGAGCCGCGAACUGGACACUCUGCGGGGCAUCUUCAGCCAGCUGCCUGAAAGCUCCCUGGUCAAGGCCAUGGGCAACUGCGCGUGAGGCGCCGCGGCGGGACCGCCCUGGGCUGGCUCCUGGCGGGGACCUGGGGAGUGGUUUCGGGUCGCCGGAUCUCCAGGCUGCCCAAGCCACGCAAGCCAGGACUAGGAUAUCCCUGAAAGCCUGGCCUGCCCCGCGUGUCUCCGCCGUUCCUCUGCGCCAGACUCGGUGCCUCUAAGAUGAGGGGUCGGGCAGUGGCUUCUCCCUGGGAGAGGGGAGAAGCGCAGUGGGGCUGAGCCGGGAGCCCGGCAACUCUAGCGUUAAGGAGUAACCUGGUGCCUUGGAAACGCAAACUCACGGCUCCAAUUCCUACCGAGUAGGGGGAGCAAAUACGUGCCUUGCCAUUUAAUUUGGAGGGUUCCUGCCUCCUUCCCGAGGCUGCAGCAGGCCCCCGAGAGAGAAGAAGGGGUGGAGACCCACGCAGGAGGAAAGUUCAGGUAGCUGAUCCCACCAAGCCAGUUUCUCUGCUCCUCUUCUUACAGGGGAAGAAACAGGGACGCGGGGCUCUGAACCCAAGGUUGACCCCCUAGGUCUAAAGGAAGGGGAGAGUCCCUAGUUGCUCGCCUUUCUCCUCCAAGCCUGCAACAGGCUGGACUUCCCCUGGUGGACUCACUGAGACGGGGGUCACUAGGUGAACACUGGGAGUCCCACCUCUGCAAGCCAGACCAGAAAGCUAGGCCAUAGGUUAGCCAGAAGGACAUGUGUUUGUCCAUGUCAGUGGUGGCCUGGUGGAAGAGGGCAACUAGAGGCCUUGUCUAGGGCUGGGGGAGGGGGUGAUGGGACACUGGGAGCAUCGCCUUGUCCGUACUGUGUGUCACCAGCUUGCGAUAGGAACAUGAAGUACAAUCAAUCCAUCCCAGAGGGACCGGAGUUAUGAGAAGCUUUCCAGAUAUUUUGCUUUAUCAGCCGAUAUCAACACUUGUAUCUGGCCUCUCUGGGUCCCAGUGGUGCCUUGUGCAAUGUGAAUGUGCACAUCUAUGCUAAACCACCAUUUUAUUUGGUUUUUGUUCUGUUUUGGUUUUGCUAAGAUACUUGCCAAAAUGAGACUCUUUGUCAGCAGUGCGGGGGAGGGUCUGAGGCUGUCUUUCCUUUUGGUUUUGGGAUUGCUCUUGCUCGGGUGGGACCAAGGAGGUGAGGUGGGCUUCCCCUUCUGCCUCAGCUUUCCCUGGGGGUGGCUGUGGACCUCGGUCCCCCCCCAGCCAGGCUGCCCACAGGAUUGUUCCCCCAGAGGCCCUGGCUCCAGGUCUGGAAAGGAGGCGGCUUCCAGCCAACAUGCAGUCGGGAACACAGUUGCUGGGGGCCAGGGCAGGGAAGGACAGUUUGAUUCUCUUCUUUUUGGGAGAUCAUAGAGUUUCAUGCUAGGGGUUUUAUGUAUUAUAUCUAUAAUAUAAACAUAUCAAAGUGAAUUUCUGGUGUAUUUUUAAAACCAGAAAGAAGCUACUUACAAGGUUUGUUGUGGGCCUGAUCACAUUUGUAAAUAAUCACUGCAUAUUUUCUGGCCGUGGGCCUGAUUUCAUUAGCUCUCCACCCAUCCUGAGCCCCUCCUCACCUUAGGGAUUGACUUUUCCCAAACAAGGCAGAUGAGGGGCAGGGGAAGGACAAAGCCCCAAGAGAAUGAGUCUCUUUCUGGGGAUGGGGGCACAGGCCCUUGGUGUGGCCUCUCAUCUUCCCCUGGGGGAAGUGGGACUCUGAGAGGGAGUCCUUGGCCUGAGGCUUCCAUGGCCUUUUCGGGACUUGGGCUGACCCCGCCCAGCACUCAGGGGGCCCCUUGGCCACACUUGCUUCCAAGCCACUCACAGGUCCAGCUCCAAGCAGCCUUGCUCACCCCUUCAACAGGACCAGGGCAGGCAGGAAGAUGCCUGAGUGAUGGGACCCUCCACCCCUCCCCACUUUCCCUGGGCCAUGUGGCUAUGGCCACCCCAGGAUGCCCUGAAGCUGUGCACCUCUCCACCCAACCCCAGACCUGCUGGGCCCCAGCCCACCACAGGAAGAGUGCCACCACAGUCCUGCCAUGGGCUGGAGCUGCUUCUCCCUGGAUGCCUGGUCCUUCCCCACACAUCACCCUUCAGCCCAAGAACCAGCUCCAACCUUGCCCCCCCCCGCCCCCGCCAGCCCCAUCCCCAGCGGAUACCAAGCAGGAGGCUGACUCCUGAAGACACCCCACCCCAAUGGCUGUCCAGAGAGGACAGUCGCCCAAGCACUCCCUUAGUGGCAGAGGUACUCAAAGGAAGGCACUCCCUCAGUCUUGGGAAGAAGGAGCCCAGGAGCCUGACGGCGUUUUUUCAGGUUUUACCCUCUCUGAGGUAAAAGGCAAAGCACAUUUUCCCUUUUGUUUUCAUCGUUCAGCUUGCAGUACAUGCCAUUGUGGACGGGAGCGGUUUCAAGAAACUACAAAUUCUUUUUCAGUUCUGAAAGCUUGAAGUUUACCUGUCUGUGUGGUUAACAAGGUCAACUUGUCCCCUGCCCCUGCCCCCAUCCCCUCCGUCCUUCCUCUCACCAUCUCCUCACCCAUGGCAGCGCUUGGUGGAGGAAAGACCAUGAGCCCGGUGAGGAGGCGGCUGCCUGCCCUCCCGCCCUGGGAACCGGGAGCCAGGGCCGCAGUGCCUGCCUGGAGGCUGGGGCAGGCCACAGCUUGCUAGGCACCCAGCAAACCCUCUCUGAGUUCAGCGCUAAUUCCAGUUUUUCUUGUUUGAGGGGGCCAAUCCUCGGCUUCCCCCUUUGCCCCCAGAACAAGUCCCAGGAUGAGAGGGGGGAGGAGCACCCUCCUGCCCUCCCUUCCCCUCCACCUUACCAUCUCCAGGGGUUUCCGUUUUGAAAGCCUGCAGCUCCUGGCAGGGCACUCCCUCCUACUGCAGGUUCUGGGGUCCAGGUCGGACUCGGGGAGGAAGAGCUGAAUCCAGCCACAUCUAGCCCCAGGAAAGGGAUGGGGCUUGUGGGGCCCCCAGUGGGGCCCACAGUAGACAGAGCAGCCUGUGGGGAAGGGGGGUUCAGGCCACUGUGGGGUGAACCUGCCCUGCGCAUACUCUGUCCAGGAUGAGGCCUUGCCUCGUCACCAUUGCUUCCUCCAGGCCCCUCACAAGUCCCUUCCUGACUGUAGCCUUUGAGAAGAACCACUCCAAGAAAACCCCAAGUAUUUACUGGAUGCCUAUUGGAGCCCUGGUGGCACAGUGGUUAAGAGCUAUGGCUGCUAACUGAAAGGUUGGCAGUUCGAAUCCACCAGCAGCUCCUGGAGAGACAGAUGUGUCAGUCUGCUUCCGUAAAGACAAGCUUGGAAACUGUAUGGGGUCCCUAUGAAUCGGUAUCAACAUAAUGGCAGUGGAUUUGGUUUGGAUUGUGUGCCCAGGCCUGUGCCAAGGAGGAGGCACUCAGCUGGAAACAGGCAGACUCAGCGGCCCCUGAGUUCGCAGCUUGUGGCCCGAGGAUGC
Molecule: messenger RNA, 4627 nt
Organism: Loxodonta africana (African savanna elephant)
Lineage: Eukaryota; Metazoa; Chordata; Mammalia; Proboscidea; Elephantidae
Gene: CEBPA
Product: CCAAT enhancer binding protein alpha
Exons: 1
Coding region: 123-1205 (360 amino acids)
Biological process (GO): regulation of transcription by RNA polymerase II; DNA-templated transcription
Molecular function (GO): RNA polymerase II cis-regulatory region sequence-specific DNA binding; DNA-binding transcription factor activity, RNA polymerase II-specific
Source: RefSeq, a predicted model, not a curated record